Grammomys surdaster is the source of this 3370-nucleotide messenger RNA. RefSeq names its product neuromedin B (gene Nmb). The transcript has 2 exons. NCBI's taxonomy places the organism in Eukaryota, Metazoa, Chordata, Mammalia, Rodentia, Muridae. The record is from RefSeq and is a predicted model, not a curated record. Bases 2933 to 3133 code for a protein of 66 amino acids.
UCCCAAGUAUUUCUUUAAACCUCUUUGGAUGCUUAGUAAUGUGACACACAUCCCAGCACUGGAGAGGUUGAAGCAAGAGGAUUUUGAGUUCAAGGCCAGCCUUGGGCUCCACAGUGAGUAUAAGUCUCCAAAAUCCAAAAACAUUUUUAGAAACCCUCUUUGGGGUUGAAAAUAUUAUUUCAGUGUGUAACUGUCACCUUAAAUGCACAAACGUAAUGUGUACAGUUAGUGCUGCUGCCUGGCCUGCUCACUCCAGGGGCUUCCUGCCAUCCUGAACUCUCACUCUUCACUGAGUAGUGGUUUCCUGGCUCUGUGUGUGUGUCAGAUGGAGCUAGUCUUUGUUCAGAUCAGUGAGCCUGUGAGAACAGAACUCAGUGACACAUGCAGAAGAGCAGUGAGACUGGAGAGGCAGUGUCACUAGCUCUGGUCCCAGAGAACUCAAAACUCAACCUGGCGCUGAGACAAUGGUGUGGGGAAACAGGAGUGUGUGCAUGCGUGCGUGUGCGUGUGUGUAUGUUAGGGAGAGCUAUGUCCUCACACUUUGGGUGUGUGAGACAGUGCCCCAAAGGUAUCAUGACAGACUUGAACCCUGACUCCAGUGAAAUGUCUGGGCAAGUAACGCAGCCUCUGAGGUGAUCUUUGCCAAUAACAUAAGAGAGAAGCUUGUCAAGUGAGUUCCUUCAAGGGUUUAAGGAAGUCAGCACUCACUAAAUACUAUUUCCCUUGGUUUCUACAUCCAUGGACCAAAGAGAUAGUCUGGGCGGGUGAUGGAUGCAGAAAAGCGGGAGGCAGCCGCACAGGGGAUGAUUAUUAUGGGAAGGUGAUAAGAGCUAUAUCUGAACAGCAUGGCUAAGUGUGACAAGAAAGCAGGGAGGUGUGAAUAUCAGGUUGGGGGUGAGAAGCAAGAAGACUGAAGGGAAAAGCCAGGGCCAGAAAUGGACUCUCUCUGUCCCGUGUGCCACACUCCAGAACCUCAGCAACACAGCCUCAGAAAGCUUCCCUGGGCCUGGGGGAUGGCUCAGUUUUUUAAGCGCUUAGCAUGCAAGUAUGAGGACCUGAGUUCAGAUUCCCAGCUCCAGAUAAAAAGCCAGGGAUGUGGGCAAGCACCCAGGAUCCCUAGACUUGCAGGCCAGCCAAUCAGUGAGCUCCAGUUUCAGCAAGAGACUCCGCCUCAAAAAAUAAGAUAUGGGCUGUGGAGAUGACCCGUUGGAUAAAAGCACUUGCUGCAACAAGGCUGAGCUAAGUUCAGAUUCUUAGAACCCACAUGACAAGCCUUAUGUACUGAUACAUACAUGUAAUCAGUGUUUCUAUGGUGAGCUGAGAGAUGGGUGGGAGAAUAACCCGAAUCUGUGGGCUUGCUAAACUGGACUACGAUGGCAGACAGCAGAAACAAGGAGACCCUGCCUCAGACAAAGCAGAAGGUAAAAACUAACCUGUAAAAAUUGUCCUCUGGCCUCCACGUGUGGGUACACACACACACACACACACAUACACACAGACACACAGUACAAUUAAGAAAAAUGCUUCUGGGAGCUGUUGGUAGGAGUAAGGACAACAAGCCAAUUAGAGUGGCUCACACCUGGAAUCCGGUACUUAGGCACCUGAGACAGGAGGAUUGCUGUAAAUUCAACUCAAUCUGGUCUACUUAGCAGGUUCCAGGACAGAAGAGCUACAUAGUUCAUGUCUCAAACAAAGCAAAAAGAUUAUGUUCCCUUCCCCAUCAUUCUGUCUCCAUUCUGGGCACAGAAGUUUUCCAGGUUACCCAGUGUGGGCCAUUUGUGAGAACAGAGCAGUGCAAGCAAAGCUCAGAUGGUUUGAGACAGGAGGUGACAGGAUUCUUUUAUUGGAUUUCCUCUGCCGGAUGAUGCCAAACACACAUGCUGCCAAGAGCAGGGCUUCUUGUUCCACUUCAGCUUUAAGGAGAAGCUUUGAGAGGAACACGAUGGCAGAAACCUAUGUCUGUGGCCAAGGAGGGCCUCGGGAACUACUUUUGCUGGGAGGGCGAUGCCACACGCUAGGUUGCAUAUGACUAUGGUGGGUUUCUGCUAGAAACCCUAGCGAGGCGAGGCUGUGUGGGCGGAGCCUGUGGGGCGGGGCUCCGGGGAGGAGCGAGCUCGGCUCCUCUAGCAGGCUCCGCUCCAGUCUAGUUUAAAAGGCUGGAAGGCGGGCUUCAGGAUCUAGUAUCCUGAGAGUGCCAGAGAAGAGCCUGUUUGGCACAGCCAUGACCCGGCAGGCAGGGAGCUCUUGGCUGCUCCGUGGUCUCCUGCUCUUCGCAUUGUUCGCGUCCGGCGUCGCUCCCUUCAACUGGGAUCUCCUGGAGCCCCGCAGCCGAGCAAGCAAGAUUCGAGUACACCCUCGGGGCAACCUCUGGGCGACUGGUAAGUGUUAGGGGACCCCCACAAGCGUGCCUCAUUCUCCUUGGUCCUCAGUUUCCUUUUCAAACCUCUGGAGGCUCUUAGUAGCGAAGCUCCUGCAGACCCCGGGGGCUUAUCAAGUUUUACAGAUGGGAAUCUUGAGACCCUAGCACUCACAGACUUGGCUAAGUUAACCCACUCAGCAAGUUUAAGACAGAGCCAGGCCAGCAUCUUAGAUCUGGUUGCCAGUUGGUCGCCCUUUCCUUAGGCAGACUACCAGGUCUUCUCACCUCGUGUCUUCUCUGCACAUCCAUCUAGAGGUACCUUCUCCACUACCUUCCCUGGCAGGUAAUCUCCCUGGUACCAGGCUAUCUACCCUUCUGUCCUCCAGUGGGUCAGGAAAAGCUGAGGAUGUCAGCUUUGCCUCCACCCAGAGAUCUGUGGCUUCUUGUUGAGAAUGUUUCUUGUCUUCCCUCUGUGAGAGCUGAAAGGUAGAAUAGACCAGAACAUGCUUAUAGUAAUAGGGUCCUCAUCCCUCGCUUCCAUGUACCUUGGCACCUCCUUUUUUAGGUCACUUCAUGGGAAAGAAGAGUCUGGAACCCCCAAGCCUGUCACUUGUGGGGACAGCACCCCCUAACACCCAGAGGGACCAGAGACUACAGCUGAGUCAUGAUCUGCUCAGGGUCCUCCUGCUAAAGAAAGCUCUAGGCAUGCACCUCAGUGGCCCAGCUCCCCCACUCCAGUACAGGAGACUGCAGGAGCCGAUACUACAGAAGUGAUGCCAAUAAUGGAACAAACACGAUGCUGGUCUUAGAAUGUGUCCGUCCAGAGAAGCUGAGGAAUGGAACCCUAGCAGUGGCCUCCUCUGGAUGUAAAUCCCAAGCUCAAAUGUGUUACUCUGUUACUGUGAUUUCUGGUUGGAUCACCAGGAAUGUUGACAACAGACACAAAGUCUUUCCUGCUGUAUUUCUUGCUUCCCUGGUGAAGUUGUGAAUAAAAAUGCUGCUCUUUACACA